This is a messenger RNA of Girardinichthys multiradiatus, 2686 nucleotides long. It is a transcript of the gene atg4da, whose product is annotated as autophagy related 4D, cysteine peptidase a. NCBI's taxonomy places the organism in Eukaryota, Metazoa, Chordata, Actinopteri, Cyprinodontiformes, Goodeidae. Gene Ontology annotation, molecular function: protein-phosphatidylethanolamide deconjugating activity. Bases 372 to 1871 code for a protein of 499 amino acids. The record is from RefSeq and is a predicted model, not a curated record. The transcript has 11 exons.
ACCAGGAAGUAAAUACUGUGAGAGGUAGAGGGAGUCCCCAAAGCGGCAGCUGAUCAGUGGGGCGGAUAGUUUUGCUGCGGUUUAAACUUAUACAAAUCAACCCGGGUGUCCUCAAGAAGAACAUCUACUGUACUGGCAUCUGCUGUGUUGUGUUGGAAUAUAAUGACACUCGUUGUUGUGUGCUUAUAAAUGUCAACGAGCUAACGCCGUGGCUGGCGCUAAAGUUAGCUUAUUCAACCAGCUAGUUUUAGUGAAAGGCUCGAAGACUCCGACAUGAGUGAAUGUGCGACCAGACACCGACUUGCGUAACCUCGAGCUGCGUCAGUGUGGCAAUGAGGAGCAGCAGGGUCCACCUCUGAGGGGUUGGAGGUAUGAACUCAGUUUCCCCCAGUGCAGCGCAGUAUGCGGGGAUAGUGAUGCAGGGUGAGCAGGUGGAGAGCCGGGGGCAGCCGCCUCUGGAGCGGCAGGGCAGCUUCGGAUUCAGAACGCCUCAAGUUUCAGAUGCAAGCAGAGAAGCAGCCAGAGAGCCUGAUGAGAUGGAUAAAGUCAAGGCCAAACUGAUUUCAGCAUGGAACAAUGUCAAAUAUGGUUGGACGAUUAAAACCAAAACCUCUUUCAACAAAAUAUCUCCUGUCACUGUCCUGGGACACUCCUAUCUGCUCAACAGUGAAGAUGAGGUGGACAGGUUCUGUCGGGAUUUUGUGUCCAGAAUAUGGCUGACUUACAGGAAGGAGUUUCCUCUGCUGGAAGGGUCCACCUGGACAACAGACUGUGGUUGGGGCUGCAUGCUGCGCAGCGGACAGAUGCUGCUGGCACAGGGGCUCAUGGUCCACCUGAUGCCUAGAGAUUGGGCUUGGCCAGAUGCUCAGCAGCUCACUGAUGUGGAUUUUGAGGUGUUCCGGCCUCGUUCCCCAGUACGGGCUGGAGGGGUCCCCAUUCCAUCCUUUGGUUCUUUGCGAGGAUCCAGCACCCCAGAGAAAAUCCCGGCUAGCAGUCAGGCAUCCAGGCUCUGCCAGAGAAAACAGACAGAGUCUGCAAAGGACCGGCGAGCUGAGCCCAUCCACUCCAAGCUAAUUACCUGGUUUGGAGAUCAACCUCCAGCACCUUUUGGUGUUCACCAGCUGGUGGAAAUAGGCAAAAGUUCAGGGAAGAAGGCUGGCGACUGGUACGGCCCCUCAAUAGUGGCACAUAUUCUUCGGAAAGCUGUGGCCGAAACCUCUGUGGUACAGAACCUAGCUGUGUAUGUUGCUCAGGAUUGUACAGUGUACAAAGAGGACGUGGUGCAUCUUUGUGACCUAUCACCAGGUCGGAGCCCUGCUGAUCCUUCCUACCAAGCCUGGAAGUCCCUCAUCAUACUGGUGCCGGUCCGGCUCGGAGGAGAGGCCCUCAACCCGUCCUAUAUUGACUGCGUCAAGAACAUCCUGAAGCUGGAUUGUUGUAUUGGAAUAAUUGGAGGGAAACCAAAGCACUCACUGUACUUUAUUGGCUUCCAAGAUGAGCAGCUGCUCUAUCUGGAUCCUCACUUCUGCCAGCCGGUUGUCGAUGUCGCUCAAGCAGAUUUCUCACUGGAGUCGUUCCACUGCAGCUCUCCUAAAAAGAUGCCCUUCAGCCGCAUGGAUCCCAGCUGUACCAUCGGCUUCUACGCCAAGAGCAAGAAGGACUUUGAGUCUUUAUGUUCAGAUGUCAGCAGGGCUCUAUCCUCAUCCAAGGAGAAAUACCCCAUCUUUACCUUCGUCGAGGGGCAGGGUCAGGACUAUGGGCUUCAGGGUCACAGCAGCAACCACAGUGGACCCUCAGCCCACAUCCUGCCCCCAGGCACACUGAGCAGGAGUAACAAUAGAAGCAGCAGUGAGGAGUUUGUCUUCCUGUGAGCCAAUGGGUUAACAUGAUCUCCCACGUUCCACCACUAGGUGGCAGACUCUUCAUUCUUCCUUUAAAAAAACCAGAGGUCCGGUUGUGCAGCUGCCAGUUGCAAAGUGGAUCCGACUCUUUGUCUACCUUGCUUCAGAGACACUGUUAGGUCUGCAUGGAUCAGUUCUACUUUCUUUACUGGAGGAAGUUGAUUUUCAGACCUGAUCUUGAUUUGAAAGGACCGUUUUUUCUCUCUCAAGUCGGUCAAAAAAUAUCUAAAACUUCAAUGCCCAAGGCUGCAGCUUUUCAUUCAAGUUUCAUUCUCUUUCAGGUUUAUUUAUAAGAAUUAUGGCUGUGAAUGUGUGAGUGAGUGUUGGGUUUGUGUAAUUUAUUGUCAAUGAUUUUUCCAGAUAUGUUUAGAUGUCAGUGCUGUUGUGUCUCCUAGAUGUUUGGGGGCCUUGCAGGAGUUGCAGCUUUAUUAGAGCUUUUGUAUCUCUGAGAAAUCCAGAGCCUUUCCUCAUUAUUUAUCAUCAGAACUAUAAAACCCUCCCAGAAAUCUGCUGUUGCAUUUCUCUUGCUGCUGGAAAUGAAUAUUUAUCUUUAUUACUGACUGGCCACGUCUCAACAAGCUUAAUCUAAAGUUAUCUGGAUACAUUGGCAAAGUAAAACCUAAAGCAGCUCUGUUUAAUCAACAAGGUUUUAUUGUGUCGUAUCACCAUCCUGAGUUGAGCUUUUGAAAUGGUCCCAUUUUGUUAUAUGACAGCUCUUACUGGAAGUUGCACUGCUACUGUUGGCUAGUUUGCUGUCCAGAUUAAAUACAAACACUGGAACACUA